This is a messenger RNA of Notolabrus celidotus (New Zealand spotty), 3151 nucleotides long. RefSeq names its product delta-like 2 homolog (Drosophila) (gene dlk2). The transcript has 6 exons. Gene Ontology annotation, cellular component: plasma membrane; protein-containing complex. Gene Ontology annotation, molecular function: calcium ion binding. Lineage: Eukaryota; Metazoa; Chordata; Actinopteri; Labriformes; Labridae. The record is from RefSeq and is a predicted model, not a curated record. Gene Ontology annotation, biological process: heterophilic cell-cell adhesion; establishment or maintenance of epithelial cell apical/basal polarity. Bases 108 to 1352 code for a protein of 414 amino acids.
CUCCUACGGGUUACUAGCCGUACUGCCCACCAUAAAAAUGCUGCAUAUGCCGUUUUGGAGGCUAUAAAGGGAUUUCUCAGCGCUCAGAGACAGGACUAACCCAGUCUAUGCUUGUCCUUGUCGACAUGUCCCCCGUCCGAGCUGCAGCCGUCCUGCUGCUGAGCUUCUUCCUCCUCCUCGUCCUCCACGCUCCACCCAGCACAGGUCAAGAAAGCGACUGCAGCUGUAACGUUACCAACAGCCGCUGUGACGAGGCUGGAGUCUGCAGAUGUGACCCGGGGUGGGACGGUGAGCGCUGUGACCGCUGCGUGCCGAUGCCUGGCUGUCUUCACGGUUCCUGUGAGCAGCCAUGGCAGUGCAGCUGUGAGGCGGGCUGGGGGGGGCGCUUCUGUGACAAAGACCUGUUUGUGUGCUCGCAGCAGCAGCCCUGUCAGAAUGGAGCCACCUGUGUGAUGGAGGACAGCGGGGAGUACACCUGUCUGUGUCCUGAAGGUUUCCACGGCAGAGACUGUCAGCUGAAGACGGGACCCUGCCACCAGAGGAGGUCUCCGUGUAAAAAUGGCGGCCUGUGUGAGGAUGCAGACGGCUUUGCAGAGGAGCUGACGUGUCGCUGCCUGGUCGGCUUUACAGGGCCACGCUGUGAGACGGAUGUGGAUGACUGCUUGAUGAAGCCAUGUGCCAACGGCGCCACCUGCUUGGACGGCGUCAACCGCUUCUCGUGCCUCUGCCCUCCCGGCCUCACUGGACGCUUCUGCACGGUGAACCUUGAUGACUGUGCCAGCCGGCCCUGCCUCAAUGGCGGCCGCUGCUUGGACCUUGCUGGAGGCUUCCACUGCGUUUGCCGGCUGGGCUUCACCGGAACCACCUGUGAGACUGUGCUGACGGGCCACAACAACCCUGAACCCAGCUGGACCACGGUGGGCUGGGAGGGAGGAGGAGAAGAAGGAGGCUGGGUCGGACCUCAGCUCACCACUGGGGGUAAGAACCAGAGGAGCGGCGCCACCAGCAGGAAUAACGGCAGCCGUCACGGUGACAGACUGCUCAAGGUGACAGUGAGUGAGCGAGGUUCAGCCGGCCUAUCAGAGGUGCAGCUCAUCGUCCUGCUGGUGCUGGCAGGGAUGACAGUGGGCGUGGUGGUGCUGACUGCAGCUCUCGUACUGCACGGCCACUGCAGGGAUUGUCACCACGCCCCCUGCUGGCAUCUGACAUCAUCAUCACUAUCAUCAUCAUCACCACAGCAGGUAGUGAGGAAGAGCAGCCGGCAAGCACGACUGGAUGAGCACGGGUGUCAGAUCAGCUUUCUGAAUGUCUCAGAACAAGAGAAGAAGAAACUGAACACUGAGGUCAUAUAGACUAGCAGAGAGAGAGAGAGAGAGAGACUGGAGGAUAGGCUCUCUCACCCGGAGCUGCAGAGGUCACAGUAACCUGCUUUACCUUCAGGUCUGACCCGGGUCCAACUCAGCAUCAUGUGUUUAAAGGCUCACAGAUAUCAAUAUGCUGAAGAUCAUGUAUACUCAGACUUGUUCCCAACACAUGUGACGUUACCUGGAGCCUACAUCACCCACAGUGCCCCUCUUCCAUGGACAGUUCUGCAUCAGGUUUUGGAUCGGGUUAUGUUCACAGACUGUAUGAACAUGGACGUAGCCUCUGUGACGUCAACCUUUUGUUUUUGGAGAGGCGCUGUGAAAGUCACAGAGGGUGAUGACCAUGUUGGAACUCAAACUACCUUACAGUCAGUGUGGGAACAGGCAAAGAGGGUGGAUACAUUUAAUUAAAUUCAUCCCUCGUACAGUUGGCACCAAUAAAGAAAUGAGCUGCAGAGACUGAACCAUGAAUUCAGCUGUGAAAAUGGGCAUUUUAAUAUGAGCCUCAUAGGGAUUCCUGUGUUUUUGGAGCCUGCCUCAAGUGGACACUGGAGGAACUGCAGUUUUUGUCUGAUUCCACAUUGGCUCCAUUUAUCUAACACCAGAGGUUUCCACCUGCUCACAUAUCAUGGAGCUUGUAGCCUGCAGCAGAGGAGAGCAGUGGCCUUCAGAGGUCUGGACUGAGAGGUUUCACUGAAACACUUGAGUCACAACCCCUGCUGACUCGAGUGACAUCAUCUGAGGACAUAUAUCAGACUUCAAACAGAUCCCUCUUAAAACACUGAAUACUACCUUCAAAGUUGUAUGUUGUUCUGUUACCCCCGGGAACACCUGCUGAGGUGAUGUCCUUCAUCCAUGUCUGAUGUUUUGAAUGAUAACAGAUUAGAUCCUUGAAUCUUAAAUCUCCUUUUAAGCUCUUAAACUUUAAAGAUUAAACGUAAUUUUGAAUUACAAAAUGUUCGAGUAUAAAGUUUUUAGUGCGAUGAAUUCGUGAGUUGAUUCAUCACUCAGAGAAUUCAAGAAUGUAAAAGAAUGUUGUUUUUGCACUUCAGUUUUGUUUAGAUUUCACAAACCAGAUCUCAGAUAUUAAUCAGCUGGGACAUAAAGUUAAUUCACUAUGGUUAGAGCCAGAAUGGUUUCACCCUGUUCCCAGUCUUUAAUCUGAGCCAAGUUAAGCUAACUGUUGGUUAGGUUUCUUAUUGACUGACACAUAUGAGAGUAACGUGCAAAUGUUAACAUUUCAGGGAGAGGACUUCUGUCAAUGUUUAUUGCCUCCUUUGAGAUCCUUCCUACUACAAAAUAAAGCUCCUCAGAGGCCAGUUGUUUCUGCAGUUAGAGAAGCUGUAGCUAAUCUGGCACACCCAGACCAAAUCACCUGCCAGUGAAAAUGAAUAUGAGCUGUCUGAUAAGUCCAGAGAUGCCAGGGUUGGAUGAAGCUUCAAACACUGACACAUUGAGAUCAAAGACUUGUUUCCUACGGAAGCCCUGAAAAGACAUGCAUCCAUAUCUUUUAUUUACUACAUUUUCUAGUGAUAAGAAAUGUUCAAAAGUUCUCAACUGAUUUACCUCAUUAUAAUGUUUUAUUCACUUUCGUUCUGGUAAGGUCAGGUGAUCACAACUUGUACCCCAAGAGUUGCAAAACAAAUCUAGUAAUACACCUAACCUUAGUUUGGGCUAAGGAAGCAAUUCAUGUCAUGGUCUGGACUAUCACAAUCACUGCGUUUACAUAAUGUUAAAAAAAAUGAUUUAUUGUGUUACUCCAAAUUAAACUGGACUUUUGAAAAACA